AGUGCCGGAAGGGCACCAAGGCAGGGUCAGAGCUCUACGGAAGUGACCCAAAAGACCGUUGGCGAUUUGAGGUGUUAGGGGAGGGGUUCAGGACCGUUGAAAAGGCCACGAAGAGAGUUGGAAAUCUGAAGGAGUGGUGGCAGGAGAGAACAGGCAGGCCCCAAGUUAAAGUUAGAGCACUGAGGUUCACCUGUGCAUUGGAGACGAUGCUCCCCUUCUUCUGGCUAAUUCUCCUGGAUCUCCAAUGGGUAGACACCAGUGUCAGCAAUACCAGUGUGUGGGAUAUCAGCACCACUGUGUGGGACAACAGCACCAGUGUGUGGGAUAACAGCACCAGUGGGUUGGGCAUUGCCAUCCAACCUAGGGAAGGUCUUAAAAUGCUUUGCCAUUUUUGUACAACAAUAAACACAUUUCAUUGCCCAGAAGUUCAUCCUUGUGAUAAUGAUUUUAGACGCUGUGGGACUGUUGCCAUUCGUAUGAAUUCUCGGGAGCUCUUAGUCUACAAAAACUACAUGCAGACCUGCCCGUUUGUGCUGGUUCAGCCUCCCCCAACUGUUUUAACAAGACGGCUUCCAAUCUCCAGUAGCUUCUACUAUUCCAAUUGCUGCUCAGGCAUCACUUGCAAUGAUGCAGGACCCACUAAUGUAGAGAGGGAUUUGUUACCUCCUCUUGUGGUUGAAGAAACUGUGAUUGCCAGAGCUGUGUGUCUGGGGGUGUCCAACGUUUUCCUGAAUCUUUCCUUAAUCCUCUCCAUCAGCUUACUGACCUGAGAAACCCUCUAUGCGGUGUAACUGUCUUCCCAUAGUUGUAAGGAAAUUUGCUCUUUGAUGCCUCCUUGUGAAGCAGAGACAGUGUUCCGGGCAUCUGUUGGGCCUGUUCAUAACUUGUUGUAAAAUAAAUAAAGGUGUUGAAAAUUU
Messenger RNA from Mesocricetus auratus (golden hamster), 917 nucleotides. RefSeq names its product glycosyl-phosphatidylinositol-anchored molecule-like protein. The record is from RefSeq and is a predicted model, not a curated record. NCBI's taxonomy places the organism in Eukaryota, Metazoa, Chordata, Mammalia, Rodentia, Cricetidae. The coding region runs from base 207 to 770 and encodes 187 amino acids. The transcript is spliced from 4 exons.